This is a messenger RNA of Blepharisma stoltei, 255 nucleotides long. The record is from the annotation of a GenBank genome assembly. NCBI's taxonomy places the organism in Eukaryota, Ciliophora, Heterotrichea, Heterotrichida, Blepharismidae.
AUGAAAAAGAAAACUUAUAUCCUUCAACUCCAAAUACAUCAUCUACAUUUGAAUCUCCGCACUCUGAAAUGGAUUCUCCUUUUUUCACUCUUCGCUAAAAUCAGCAAGCAAGAUUGCUUUGUAAAUCUAAAAUUUAGUUUCAAAUAUUAUUUAAGUAUUAAGACUCUUUGUUUAAGUUGAAAAAUAAUUUCAUUAAUAAUUCUUCAAAACAAUAUUCAUAAUGCAUGAAAAUUAUUUACAAGGAAAUGAAAAUAA